ACCACACACGUCGUCGCACACGACGUACGAUCUUCACCUCACCUGGCACUCGCUCGUACAUGGAGGAGAGGAGGCGUCGCCGCUCGCCGUGCCACGGCGGCCGCCGCCGCCGGCGGCGUGCGGUGGAGAUGGCGCUGGGGCGCAAGGUUCGCGAGCUGCGGCGGCUGGUGCCCGGCGCCGCCGCGAUGCCUGCCGAGCGCCUGCUCCUCCGUACCGCCGACUACAUCGUGCGCCUCCGGGCGAAGGUCGAGCUCCUCAGGGCGGUCUCGGAGCUCAUCGCCGUCACCAACCAUGGUGGGACGAUUAUCGUCGGCGGUGGCGGCCAUCACGACGGUGACGACGACGCACACACUAGCAAUCUCUCUAGCAGCUAGCUAGCUGCUGAUGAGCCUUUGUGAUCUGUGUGUCGUCGCCCUACACCUACAGGUGAUGCGUGCGUAAUUGCGCGUAUAUAAUUAAGUAUGCAUGUCAUGUAUAUAGAUCGACCUCGGUUUUUGUACUACAUAUAUGCAGAGAUAAAGGACAGUUUGACUGUUUAUAUAGCGAUCGAGCUGUUUGUAGUCACGUCGUUAUGUGUAUCAUUCUUUGCGCUCCCAACAGUUUUGUUUCCUUUCAAUAGAAGUUUUAUUAUUUUUUUAUUUUUUGGGGGGAAUUAUUACUUGUGAUUAUAUAAUUAGUGGUUGUUUGUACCGUACUUCCACCGUCUCAAAAUGAGUGACCUUUUUUAUUUUCA
Sorghum bicolor (sorghum) is the source of this 733-nucleotide messenger RNA. RefSeq lists its product as uncharacterized. NCBI's taxonomy places the organism in Eukaryota, Viridiplantae, Streptophyta, Magnoliopsida, Poales, Poaceae. Gene Ontology annotation, biological process: regulation of DNA-templated transcription. The record is from RefSeq and is a predicted model, not a curated record. The transcript has a single exon. The coding region runs from base 60 to 374 and encodes 104 amino acids.